Aspergillus steynii IBT 23096 is the source of this 726-nucleotide messenger RNA. It is a transcript of the gene isa1, whose product is annotated as Fe-binding Fe/S cluster assembly protein ISA1. Gene Ontology annotation, molecular function: 2 iron, 2 sulfur cluster binding. The coding region runs from base 1 to 726 and encodes 241 amino acids. Gene Ontology annotation, biological process: iron-sulfur cluster assembly. The record is from RefSeq and is a predicted model, not a curated record. The transcript is spliced from 2 exons. Gene Ontology annotation, cellular component: mitochondrion; cytoplasm. NCBI's taxonomy places the organism in Eukaryota, Fungi, Ascomycota, Eurotiomycetes, Eurotiales, Aspergillaceae.
AUGUCGUUCUGCAGAGCAGCCAUGCACCCGGUGACAUCAUCCGCCACAAUGACCGCCGCUCUGAGAAAGCCCCCCACCACCCUGUCAACGAGAAGCCUUCGUCUUUUCUCCUCGUACGGAAACGUUUAUGCCUCCUCGAGGCGGGACAUGCAGACCCAGACUGCCUAUCGCCCGCACUCCCUGCCUACCUCCUUCCCUCCGCCUCGCAACGCUGGAGUUCCCGACACCUCGAUCGCUGCCGAUUUCCCGUCGACUCCUUUCCAGCCUGCACCAGGGAAGCCAGGAACUUCGUCAAACAUCAGCUACCGUGAGAAUGAGGCGCAAAAGUCGAAGCCCGUCGAAUCCAAGCCCGCCACCGCCCCCAAGGCCGCGGAAAAGCCCCGGAGGAAGUUGCGCCCUCGCAAGGCCGCGAUGAAGCUGACUCCCCUGGCGAUCGAGCAGCUCCGUAAGCUUGUCUCCCAGCCGGACCCUAAGUUCAUUCGAGUCGGCGUGAAAAACAAGGGCUGCUCGGGUCUCGCCUACCACCUGGAAUAUGUGGAAAAGCCAGGAACUUUCGACGAGGUAGUGGAGCAGGAAGGCGUCAAGGUCUUGAUUGACAGCAAGGCGCUGUUCAGCAUCAUUGGCAGUGAGAUGGACUGGCAAGAAGACAAGCUGAGCAAGCGAUUUGUUUUCCGGAACCCCAACAUCAAGGAAUCAUGCGGAUGCGGCGAAUCCUUCAUGGUCUAA